UAGAAAUACCAAGCAGCACGAAACGAAGUUGAACCUUAGGAACACUGGUUUUCUGCGAGGUUAUACUGAUAUAAGUUAUCUUGGUACUAUUUAAUAAAAAAAACUAUUAUUUAUAUAAAUGCGACAAAAAAUUAAAUUUUUCACCUGUUGAGAUGCGUUUAUAUAUGAAAUUUGUCAUAAUCUGACAUCGGAAGCUAGAUUUUGAUGAUGUUCGGCUUGGUACUGCUGUCGUCGGGAUCGUUGUUUUCUCUAGUUUAAACAGAGAAUAUGGAAGUGGAAGAGGAAAAAACUGACAUUUCAGACAAAGGGGACGCCACGGGAGAUGAGGAUGUAUCAAAAAAGGAAACCGUGUCGAAAGAAAAAUUGAACAUUGUUUUGAACAAGCUCCGUAGCAGCUCGUCCAAAGAUAUCUUCAGGGCUCUUCAUUACAUCAGAAACAGGGUGAUCAACAAAAACAGCGGGAUAAACGCCUUCCACCAAUGCGGAGGGAUCAAGCAGUUGAUGAAGAUGUUGUCCUCGAACAACGAAGACAUUCAAAGCCUGGUAUUGAGCAUUCUUGGAAACUGUUGUUGCCACCUGAUCAAGAACGAGACCUUCUGCGAUGAGCUUCUAAUAAAUGGCUUGCCCGAAAAAUUGACGGUACUGCUGAAGAAAACUAUAAAUGCAAAAAUCCAUAGGAGAGUAUGUCGACUGAUCGGAAACAUGGCCCAGUCUCACCGUUUGGCAAGGGAACUACACAAAUCCAAUAUAUCACUUUACGUUGUGCCAAUUCUACGUUCUGCUGAAUGUAUCGAACUUCAACAGACAGCUAUUACAGCUAUUAAGUGGCUUUGGAAAACGGACAAAUAUCACUAUGAAAUGUUGAGGAUUGCAGCUGUUAAAACAGUCGCGUCUUACUUAGAUACAGAAAAUGAGCAGCUGCUCAAAACUAUUCUUCAAACUUUGGUUGUAUUUACACAACCUUGUGUCGAUUUAACUGCAUUACAGAUCACAGGCAAUGGUAAUGGUUACGUAUCCAUUGUUUCGAAAAUAAAUCUACCCAUAGUUCGUGUACUCAUCUGCAAUCUUAGCCAUUCACCACCUGCUAGAGUUGAACUUAGUAAGGCAGGUGUAGUUCCAUCGAUUAUUGACAGGCUAGAAGGAGGAGGCAAAAUUGAUUCAUAUUUAAUUACUUCGUUAUGUUUAUUGUGCCGAGAAUCGAUGAUAAGAGCGUCAUUAAGGAAAACACCUAGUGGAUUUAAAACAAUAUUAUCUCUUUUGAUGAACCCAAAGGCAAAACCAUUUUACCUAGAGCUUUUAAGUGCUAUAAGUCAAUUCAAUUAUGAUAAGCCAAGUUUAAUUAUAAUGAUAAAAGGGGGCUUAAUAAAUGUCUUAGUCGAAAGGUUAAGCGAGUACACUAAAGCUUACGGCUCCCCCCAUCAGGAAUCGGUGCCUGCUUCAGUAGCACCGAUGUCUCCAUCUAGCCCUUCUUCACCAUGGAGUUCCCCAUCUUCACCGCCUAUGAACGCAACCACUUCUGAUUCAGGAAUGUACUCUCCUCGGUGUAUCACACCUGACAGUGAUAGUGGGAGCAGUUCACCAUACGUGCAUUUUCCAAAAUUCUAUUUUGAUACUUACCCUGAAGGUCAUCUGGGUGUUGAUGGGUGCAUCGUGGAAAUUUUAUCACAAAUAACAUAUCUACAAAUUCCUCUUGCUUGCUUGGCAUCAAAGACGACGAUAAAUACAUUUUUAGAUUACAUGGUCGGCCUGAAAUACCCGCAGUCCAAACAGAAUUAUAUCAAAGCAACAAAAGCAUUGAGCUCAAUCGUCAGAUGUAAGCAUUACUUCAACAUACUUCUGGGAGGUGAAAGUAUUUUGGCUAUAGAAAGAUCCCUAUGUCGAGCCCUCCAUCCAGAUUGCUGGGAGUGUAAAAGGCUUAGGGAAACAGGAAGAGAAGUUCUAAAUGAACUGGGUACCGCAGCGCAGUCGGGUCUUGGGGAAGGAGAAUUGACUUACAGGCUGGCAACAGUUUCAGACAAUGUCAGAGAAAGCGUUUCUUUAGCCAUUCCACACGUCAUAAAACAACCAAAUCUAUUAAACAGUCUGCUUUUUGGGCACAAUGCCUUGAAAUAUCUUUUGGAUUCGUUAAUCACAAGAAUAGACGAAGCUGUACCAUCAUUACAUAAUUUAUUUACAUCUCUAUCUAUUAAAAAUCCACAAGUCCCCUUUGAGAUUUGCCAACAAUGUGAAGUGGCUAGUAUGAGGAAGGAGUCAAAUAUAAGUUUUAGCUUAGACGACGGAUCAAGAGUCAUGGCGAAUAAAGAAUCGUUGAGUCACAGCUGCCCUGUAUUUGAGGCGAUGUUCAGAGGGGGCUUUGUUGAAUCAAAGCAGUCAACAGUUCACAUCACAGACAUGUCAAUGGACUGUUUAAGCCAUUUGACCCGGGUUAUUAACGAAUACUGUUCCUGCGUUUUGCCCAAGGACCUAUCGACCCUUUUAGAAAUGAUAACAGCUACAGACAGAUUCCUUCUUCCUGACCUUACAUCAAAGAUUCUAAGCGUUGUUAUGAAUUCGACAUUAUCACACAGCACUUGUUCGGCGAUUUAUGACUGGAGUGUGACAAUAGGACAACAAUUAAGCAUAGGAGCAAACAUUCCGUGUCAGGUCAUUAAAUACCUAUUUGUAGCUGACAUGCCGUCGAGUUGUCGCGUGAAUGCCACAAGACUCAUUCUCGAAGGGAACUGUGCACAAAAAUUCACUCAAGAUCUUACAGACAUCAUUAAAACCAGACUUCAACAUUACACUAAAAAUCAACGCUUUAUAAAUUAUAAAAUGGUGUAAUUUUGAAUUAAUAACAUUAACACGGAUAUUUCAUACCAAAGACUUUUUAUUACACGCCCGCUAUGCAUAGGUCAUUAAUCAUUCAGUAAAUGAAAGUAAAGAAAUCAUUAGAAACAUUAUAUAUGUUAUUAUGAACGGUUAACAUAUUCUGUAUGUUUAUAAAUAGAAUAUUUAUUAAGUAGGUUGUACUUAAAAACGGUCUGGUUUUUUGGGACAUAUUUAUUUUCUCAAUCUAAUUUAAUUUAAUAUUGUACAGUUUUGACAAAUUCUAUAUGGUUUACUGUAUAUUUAAACUUUUCUUGAGAUUUAUAUUGCUUAUAAGACGAGAGAAACAAAUAGAAAAUGAAAUACGUAAAUUCAGAAAGUUUAUAUAAAAAACUUAUAGCAAAUUUUGUUGACGAAAGUGGGAAAUUUUAACUUUUUAAUCCUUGCAUUAUUCAUAUUUGUAUGCAAUACAUUAUAAAUGCUUAAAAGCCUCAGAUCAAGGCUAUACCUAUGCCAUUAUUUCUAUGCAUGCCUUAAAACUUUUCAAUAUAGUGAGAAAACAGCUAUGUGCUAAAUUGUUCAAAUUUAAAAGAAAAAUUUAAUUACAAAUUGUGUUAAUCAUUGAGAUGAACUAUAACUACAACGACCGCAAUGAGGAAAAACAAGCUCUUAUUUGAAAAAUGAAAAUGGUUCUAUGUUCCUACAAAUUGACCAUGCUUCAAUAUGCCCUUUGUUCAAAUUGUAUACACAUUAUUAUUGAAAAUGUACAUUAUAAUUAUUGUUUUUCAUGUAUUGUACCAUAUGAAUUGGAAUUAAGAAAGUUAAUAGUUUUGUAAAAUAUAAUUUUAUUCAUUCA
Cimex lectularius (bed bug) is the source of this 3661-nucleotide messenger RNA. RefSeq lists its product as uncharacterized. Bases 268 to 2820 code for a protein of 850 amino acids. NCBI's taxonomy places the organism in Eukaryota, Metazoa, Arthropoda, Insecta, Hemiptera, Cimicidae. Gene Ontology annotation, molecular function: protein binding. The transcript is spliced from 11 exons. Gene Ontology annotation, cellular component: cytosol. The record is from RefSeq and is a predicted model, not a curated record. Gene Ontology annotation, biological process: anatomical structure morphogenesis.